GCUUUAAUUACCUGGGGUCCUCUGCUCCAGCCCAGAUGCUGGCCCCGCCUAAGGAGUUGACCGAGACUUUGGUUCCAUUCCUGGACACGGAUUCGGUUGGAGAACUACCCCCAGGGCCAGGUGAGGAUCUGAAUGACCAGCUAACCCAGCAUCAAAGGCUCCCAGAGGUGGUUCCAAUGCCAGGUUGGGAUCAGAAUCAGACCAUAGCUCCGCCUCCUCAACUCAAAAGUAAGACUAAAACUGUAGGUUUAGAUCAGGCCGAAGAUCACCAAUCAUUUGAAAUGCUUGUUCCAUCUCUGGAUAGUCAGAGUUCAAAGCCAACAAAGUUGAUUGUUUCACCCCUAAACCUGAAGGAAGAUCUAGCUCAGCAUCGAAGGCUUGCCAAAGUUGUUGGAACUCCAAACCAAUUUGCAAAUAAAGAGCACCUACAACAACAGCUGCAGGAUGAUUAUUUAGAUUCCAAUAUGGGUCUCCUAUAUCCUGAGGAGAACCUACCUAUGGGUUUCCCAGGGGGACCAGAUCAACUUCCAAACUUCUCUGAGGAGGCUGAAAUUCCUCCACCCUUGCAGAAGACCCCAAAUCAUCUAGAGUCCCCUGAGGAAGCUGAAUCUUUUUUGCCCCAAGGGGAGGCUCAGGCUCAGCAUCCAGAGCCCCCUGAAGAGACAGAAACAUCUCUACUUGAGCAGAAGGCUCCAUCUCGGCGUCCAGAGUCCCUUAAGGAUGGAAAUUCAGCAAACCCACAAGAGGCCCCAGCUGAGCCUUCAAGUACCCCUGAAGAGGUCGAACCUUCUUCAGUCCAGCAGGAGGCCUCAGCUCACCCUACAGAGGCCCCCGAGGAAGUGGAACCUUCUCCGACCCCCCAGGAGGCCCCUGCUCAGCCUCCAGAGCCAUCUAAGGACAUCAUAUCUCAACUGUUAGCACAUCAUGAAGUAAAUGUGCUAUCUCCAAGUCAGAGUGAAGCUCAGAAGCCAAGCUUCCCCAAUGUCACUGUUAAACCUCUGGAUCUUACCAUAACUCUAACUCAGCCUGCGGAGCACCCUGAGGAGGCUGGACCUACCCCAGUCCAGCAGGAGGCCCCCGCUCAGCCUGCAGAGCGCCUCGAGGAGGUUGAACCUACCCCAGUCCAGCAGGAGGCCCCAACUCUAGUUCCAGAGUUCCCUAUCGAGUAUUUAACUCAACUUGCAAUAAGUGAUGAGGUGACAUCUCUACCUCUAGGUCACUAUCCAGAUUAUUUAAUGUUUCCCAGGGUUAUAGGUAAGCCUUUAGAUGUGGAAUUUACCACAACUGCAGGGCCUGAUAAAGGUGUUGAAUCUUCUAUAGCCCAGCAAGAGGCCCCACCUCAGCCUCUUGAACAUACUGAGGAAGCAGAACUUUCUCUAACCCAGCAAGAGACCUCGGGUAAGCCUCCAGAGGAGGUUGAGCCUUCAAGUGAGCAGGAGACCCCAGGUCAGCCUUCCGAGCCUCCUGGGGUGGUUGAUCCUUCUCUAAGGCAGCAGGAGACCCCAGCUCAGCCUUCAGUGCCUCCUGAGGAACGUAAGCCUUCUCUAAGCAAACAGGAACCCCCAGCUCAGCUUCCAGGCCCUUUUGGAGAAGCUGAACUUUCUCCAACCCAGGAGGAGGCCUCAGCUCAGCUUGCAGAGCUCCUUAAUGAGGCAGAAUCUUCAACCCAGCAGGAGACUCCAGCUCAGUCUCCAGGGGAGAUAGAAUCUUCUGCAACCCUGCAAGAGCAACCAGCUCAGCCUCCAGAGCUGCCUUCCAGGGAGGUGGAACCUUCUCCAACCCAGCAGGAGCACCCAGCUCAACCUCUAUGGCAUCAUAAGAUGACAGUUUCACCUCCAGGUCACUACCAUGAUCAACAUUUAAACCUGCCCAAUGUCAGUUUGAAACCUCCAGAUGUGCAGCUUACCAUGACUGCAGAACCCACUACAGAGGUGGGACCUUCUCCAGUUCAGCAUGAGACUAUAGCUCAGCCCUCAGUGCCUCUUAAUGUGGAACCUUUUGAAACCCAGCAUGAAGCCCCAACUCUGCCUCCACAGUCCCCUGAGGUUGAAUCUUUGCCAGUUCAACAGGAGACUCCAACGCAAUCUCCAGAAUCUACCACACAGGAGAAACUUCCAACACAGCAGGAGACCCCAGUUCAGUAUCCAGAAUAUCCUGGAGAAGUUGAACCUUCUACAACCCAGCAGGAGGCCCUAGCUCAGCAAUCACAGGCCCCUGAGGAGGGUGAAUCACCCUCAACCCAGGAGAAGGCCCCGACUCAGCUUCCAGAGGCCCAGGAAGAGGGUGAACCUUCCCCUCUCCAGGAGGAGGGCCAGGGUCAGCACCCACAGGCCUCCAAGGGGAGUGAACCACCUACAACCCAAGAGGAGUCCCCAGCUCAGCAUCCACAGACCCCUGAGGAGGUUGAACCUUCUUCAACCCAGCAGGAGGCUCCAGCUCAGUAUCCUCAGGCAUCAGAGGAGGGUGAGCCUUUUCCAACCCAACCAGAGACCCCAACUCAGUAUCCAGAGCCCCUUGAGGGGACUGAACCUUCUCCAGCCCAGUCAGAGGCCACAACUCAGCAUCCAAAUCCCCUUGGGGAAGUUAAACCUGCAACCUAUCAGGAGGCCCCAAGUCAGCAUCCACAGACCUCUGAGGAAAUUAACCCUUCUGCCACUCAACAGGAAGCCACAGCUCAACAUCCAGAGCCUUCUGGUGAGGUUGAACCUUCUCCAACCCAACAGGAGGCCCCAGCUCACUCUCCAGAGCAUCAGGUGGUAACAGUUUUUCCUCAAGGUCAGAAUCAAGCUCAGCUCCUGCUGUUGCCUAAUGUCACUGUUAAACCUGUGGAUUCCUCAGUUACCAUGACCUCAGAAUCCACUAAUGAGGUUGAAGCUUCUCCACUCCGAGAAGAGGCCUCAGCUCAGUCUGGAGUGUCCCCUGAGCAGUUGGAACUUUCUCCAACCCAGCAGGAGGUCCCACAUCAGUAUCCAGCGCCCCCUGAAAAUGUUGAAUCUUCUCCAGUCCAGCAUGAAGUCUCAACUCCACCCGAAGAUUUUCCUGAGGAAACUGAACUUUCUCCAAGCCAGCAGGAGAGCUCAGCUCUGCCUCAAGUGCCUGUUGCAAGUAUAGAACCUUCUCCAGUCCAGCAAGAGGUCCCAGCUCAGCAACCAAAGCCCAAUGAGGGGAUCGAGUCUUUUCCAGUUCAGUAUGAGCAUCCAGCUCAGCCUCCAGGGUCCUCUACAGAUGUUGUAGCUCAGUCUCCAGUACAGCAUGAGGUGACAUUCUCACCUCCAGGUCCAGGUGAAUAUCAGCAUCCAGUGUUGCCUAAUAUCACAGGUAAACCUGUGGAUCUGAGGAUUUUCAUAAGUCCCCAGGCAACUUAACGAGGUUAAACCUCUUCCAGUGCAGCAGGAUGUCCCUGCUCAAUCUCCUAUUCCCCCUGAGAAAGUUGAAUUUUCUCCAGCUCAGUCCAAGCAACUUUCCCAGUCUCCAGAGUCCCCUGAAGAUGAGUCUUCUCCAGGCCAACAAGAGGUCCUAGCUCAGACUCCAGACCCCCCUAAGGCUGUGGAACCUGCUUCAGGCCAACAGGAGGCCCCAGCUCAGUCUGUAGUCCCCCAGCUGGCCCCAGCUCAGCCUUCAGAGCCUCCUGAGAAGGUAGAACCAUCUCCAGUUCAGCAGGAAGUCCCAGCUCAGCCUUCAGAGCCCCCUAAUGAGGCAGAAUCUUCUCCAACCCCGCAGGAGGCCCUGGUUCAGUCUCCUGUCCCCCAGCAGGCCCCAGCUGUAUCUCCUGAGCCCCCUAAGGAGGUAGAACCUUCUCCCACACUGCAGGAGGCCCCAGCUCAGCCUUCAGAGCCCCCUAAUGAGGCAGAGUCUCCAACCCAGCAGGUGGCCCCAGCUCAGUUUCCAGUCCUCCAGGAGUCCCCAGCUAUAUCCCCUGAGCCCCCUAAGGAGGUGGAACCUUCUCCCACACCUCAGGAGGCCCCAGCUCAGCCUUCAGAGCCCGGUAAUGAGGCAGAAUCUUUUCCAACUCGGCAGGAAGCCCCAGUUGUAUCCCCUGAGCCCCCUAAGGAGGUAGAACCUUCCACACAGCAGGAGGCCCCACUUCAGCCUUCAGAGGCCCCUGAGAAGGUAGAACCAUCUCCAAUUCUGCAGCAGUCUCCAACUCAACCUCCGGAGGCCUCUAAGGAGGCAGAAACUCCUCCAGCCCAGCAGGAGGCCCCAGUUCAGCCUCCAGAGCCACCUGAGGAGGUUGUAGCACAACCUCCAGUCCAUAAAGAGGUGACAGUUCCACCUCUAGGACAAGAGCAAGCUCAGCAUCCAAACUUGCCCAGUGUUACUGUUCAGCCUGCUGACCUGGAGCUUACUGUAACUCCAGAACCUACUGUGGAGGCUGAGCAUUCUACAAUCAUGCAGCAGACUAUAGCUCCUGCAGAGGACACUGAGGUGACAC
Messenger RNA from Neofelis nebulosa (Clouded leopard), 4432 nucleotides. Its product is annotated as leucine-rich repeat-containing protein 37A3-like. Lineage: Eukaryota; Metazoa; Chordata; Mammalia; Carnivora; Felidae. The record is from RefSeq and is a predicted model, not a curated record. Bases 36 to 3365 code for a protein of 1109 amino acids. The transcript has 2 exons.